This is a messenger RNA of Prunus armeniaca (apricot), 1074 nucleotides long. The record is from the annotation of a GenBank genome assembly. NCBI's taxonomy places the organism in Eukaryota, Viridiplantae, Streptophyta, Magnoliopsida, Rosales, Rosaceae.
AUGCAGAAAACACCCAACAACUCCACUCCCCCACCUCCCUCCUCCUCCUCCUCCUCCUCCUCCUCCCUUAUUUCUUCCCCACUUCUCUUCCCUCCCUUUCUCACAAUUCUCACAAGUCCUCCUCAUCACCACAACACAAGCAUGUCCACCUCCACCACCACCCCUCCCAACACUUUAUCCUACGAAGAAUGCCGCGGCGUUCUUCGCGUAUACAGCGACGGCUCCAUCGUCCGCUCUCCCAACCCGAGCUUUGACGUCCCCGUCCUGGACGACGGCUCCGUCGCCUGGAAGGACGUCUUUUUCGACCCGACCAAUCACCUCCAACUCCGCCUCUACAAGCCAGCAGCAACGACACGCUCUCCCUCCUUGGCCCAACUGCCAGAACUACUGCUUCCAGCUCGCUUCCCAGCUCCAGUGCGUCGUCGUUUCGCCCGACUAUCGCCUCGCUCCCGAGCACCGCCUCCCAGCGCGAUCCACGACGGCGCCGCUGCUUUGGAGUGGCUCCGGGCCCAAGCCGAGGCCGACGAGCCGGACACGUGGUUGACUGACGUGGCUGAUUUUGAAAACGUGUUUGUUUCGGGUGACUCGGCGGGCGGGAACAUUGCUCACAACUUGGCGGUUCAGUUUGGGCCCGGUUCGGCUGAGUUGGGGCCGGUUCGGGUUAGGGGGUAUCUGCUUUUAGCACCGUUUUUCGGUGGAACGGUUUUGAGUAAGUCGGAGGCUGAGGGGCCCAAAGAUGCCUUUCUCAAUUGGGAGCUCAUUGACAGGUUUUGGAGGCUAUCGAUACCAACUGGGGAGAAUACAGAUCACCCACUUGUGAACCCAUUUGGGCCAUUUAGCCGGAGCCUUGAACCGGUGGCUCUUGAUCCGAUCCUAGUGGUUGUGGGUGGCAGUGAUCUGCUCAAAGACCGAGCUGAAGAUUACGCAAAGAGGCUCAAGAAUUGGGGAAAGAAGGUUGAGUACGUGGAAUUUGAAGGGGAGCAGCAUGGUUUCUUCACCAUUCAUCCUAAUUCCCAAGCCGCAAAGGACUUGAUGCCAAUUCUCAAACGAUUCAUUACUGAAAAUUCCAGCUAA